This is a messenger RNA of Penaeus indicus, 403 nucleotides long. Its product is annotated as probable serine/threonine-protein kinase drkB. Lineage: Eukaryota; Metazoa; Arthropoda; Malacostraca; Decapoda; Penaeidae. The record is from RefSeq and is a predicted model, not a curated record. The annotation marks the transcript as partial. The transcript has 3 exons.
AUGACAGGGCAACUGCAUGUGGGAAGAGCUGAUGGGGGGGGGGGGCACUGCCCCAACACCACCCAGAAAACAUUGUCUUCACCUUGGUAUGCACAGCAAGAUAAGCUGAAACUUUUGAGCACUAAGUGGACUCUGGCUAUUAUUUCUUGUAUCAGCGACUGCAGACUUUUUGUCCUCUAUAAGAAUAUCAGGUUUAAUUUGCUUAAUGUGUCCAUACCCUGCUCAAGUCCGACAUUCACCUGCAUUCACCCACAGCGAAUGCAUGACCCACCCACCAACCCACUCCUCACUCCCGUUCCCACUCCCACUCCCACUCUCACUCUCACUCUCACUCCUAGUCCUAGUCCUAGUCCUAGUCCUAGUCCUAGUCCUAGUCCUAGUCCUAGUCCUAGACUUAAUCCUA